Messenger RNA from Gadus macrocephalus (Pacific cod), 2473 nucleotides. It is a transcript of the gene ankrd24, whose product is annotated as ankyrin repeat domain 24. The transcript has 8 exons. Gene Ontology annotation, molecular function: actin binding. Lineage: Eukaryota; Metazoa; Chordata; Actinopteri; Gadiformes; Gadidae. The record is from RefSeq and is a predicted model, not a curated record. Bases 1 to 2067 code for a protein of 688 amino acids.
AUGCUUGAGAUGUUUGAGAAAGACGAUACAGACAUGCAAAGCUCCAGCCCAGACUUUGUGCCUUUGGUCCGGUAUGAGACCCUGAGGAAAGAGCUGGAGUCCCUGCAGGAUCGCUUAUACGAGGCCCAGGCUUCUCAAGAGGCCUCCAGCAAUUCAGAAGAGUCGCAGGAUAAGGAGGCCCAGAAGGGAGGUGUGGAGGGGGAGGGCGCCCAAGCCCUGAGGGAGAAGGUGGAGGAGCUGGAGCAGCAGCUGACCUCCUCCAGGGCGGAGGUGGAGGAGCUCAAGGAGCAGAUGGAGCUGGGGGUCUUCUCUGUGGAGGGGCCCACGAGCUCCACCACCGAGCAGGAGGAGGAGGAGGUGGGGGGGGGGGGCGGCCAGGAGGAGACGCAGCAGCUGAGAGCGAGGGUGAGGGAGCUGGAGGCGGCGCUGGCCAACAGCGGGCUGGGGGAGGGGGGCGGGGCGAGCCAGGACAGUGACACCAUCCAACAGCUGAGGGCCAGAGUCGAGGAGCUCCAGGCUGCCCUGGCGGAGCGGGGGUCCUCGGGCGACAGAGGAGACGGAGACGGGGACGAGGCGGAGGCGCCGCAGCUCAGGGACACGGUGAGCCGUUUAGAGGCGGAGCUGGCGGAGAGCAGGGCGUCCGGGCGGGAGGAGAGGGGCGGCGGCGGCGGCGGCGGUGGCGGCGGCGGCGGCGGCGGCGGUGGCGGCGGCGGCGGCGGGGACGGGGAGCUGGUGCGGCGGCUGCAGGGGCGCCUGGGCGAGCUGGAGGGCCAGCUGAGGCGCAGCGUGCCACGCUCGGAGCUGGAGGAGGUGCAGGUGAACCUGGGCGUGCAGUGCGAGCAGCUGGCCCGGGAGAGGGCCGAGGUGGCCAUGAGGCUGAACACGGCGCUGCUGGAGCUGGAGAGGCUCCGGCCGUCCCCGCACCGCGGGGAGGAGGAGGAGGAGGAGGAGGAAGAGGACGACGAGGAUCGCUCCGAGGGCUCGGAGCCGUCCAUCGCGUCCGAGCCGGGCCGGCGGACCCUGGCGUCGGUGCGGGAGGAGCUGGAGGUGGCGCGGCAGGAGGCGGCCCAGGCGCUGGACUGCCUGUGUGCCGAGCGCGAGGGCCGGGCCCAGGAGGCGCUGCGGGCCUCCCCGGACGCCGCGCUGGCCCUCUCCAAACACAAGGAGGCGCUGUCGGCCGUGUCGGAGCAGCUGGCCCAGAGCCUGCGGGAGCUGCAGGGGGAGAAGGCCCAGAGGGGGCGGGACGGGGAGCGCAUGGCCCAGCUGGAGGGCCAGCUCCAGGGUCUGCAGGACGCGGUCCCCAAGGAGAAGCACCAGACCGCCCAGGCGGAGCUCCAGCGCACCCUGCUGGCCAGCGAGCAGGCUGCGGCCGCGGCACGGGAGGCUCUGAGUGAGAAGGACAUGGAGCUGAGGGAGCUGAAGGGCCAGAAGGCGGCCGAGCAGGGCCUGAUCUCCAAGGAGCAGCACGAGGCCCAGCGCCUCGCCCUGCAGGCCGACAUCAACUCCCUGACCGCCCGCUUCAACGAGCUCACGCGCAAGCACGAGAAGACCUGCACCGAGGUGUUCCAGGUCCAGAGGGACGCGCUGUUCAACAAGAGCGAGCGGCAGGUGGCUGAGGCCCAGCUGGCCACGGUGCAGAAACAGAUGAGCGACCUGCAGGCCCAGUCCACCCACGUCCAGGAGCUCCACAAAAACAUCCAGGAGUCCCAGGGCCAGGUCAAGGAGAAGGACCGCAAGAUCACCGACUUGUCCAAGGAGGUGUUUCGCCUGAAGGAGGCGCUGGGAGCCCUGUCUCCUCCUCUAGGCAUCUCCUCCUCCUCCUCCUCCUCCCCCUCUCCCUCUAACCUCUCGCCCGCUCAUCAUAACAAUCCCGGGCAACAGGUGGCGCUGCAGAACAGAGUGGCCAUACUCACACAACAGCUCCAGGAUUGGGAGAGAAGACACAAGCAGGUGGUUGCAGUAUACCGUUCCCAUUUACUGUCAGCUGUGCAGGGGCGCAUGGACGAGGACGUGCAGAGCUUACUCCUCCAGAUCCUGAAGAUGACACACAAGGAGCAGGGUCACUGACCCUGACCCUCCAUCACCACCACCACCACCACCACCACCCCACACUGGAGCUUCCAGUGUGGGGUCCCAUCUAUCAUCCCCCAGGAGACGACCACUAGACGACUAGAUACAUAGAGAAACACCCAACCAAACCCCCGUGUCCUGAAUCUGCAUGCCUUGGUUAAAGUAACGCACAAUGCAAUGAUCUAAAAAACAAUCCCUGAACCUUAACCAGGACAGAGGGAAUACAAGAUAAGGUGAAGCAAUACGAUUACAAAGUGCCUUUGGGGCGAAUGUAUGUUCUUCCUGGUGAAAGAACGAUGACAUUUGAUUGAUUAUUUGUAGAUAAAUAGCGAAGGUAUUCAUUGUGUAAUAGGAAAACUUUUUCUACAAUGUUGUUUUAAUAAAAAAAAACAAUCAGAAUAAA